ACUCCCCUUCCCCUCAAAAAUUCUUUUUCAAGAUUUCAUUUCUUUUUUUCCCAUUGCUUCUUCUAGGUAAUAGUGAUUGUGUUUGUGAGAGAGAAAAUGGAAGAAAUGGCUUCUUUAUGGUGUUAUCAAGAGACCAUGGAGGAAAUGAGACAGAAGCUAGUGUACACUAAUCUUGAGCUUGAACAAUUGAAGGUGGAAAAAAGUGAAGAAAUGAGGAAGAACAAAGAAUAUGUGAAGCAAUUAAUCCAACUAUUAAAGAUGGUUUGUCAAGAAAGAGAUGAAGCAAGAAAUCAACUUGAGAAACUACUCAACAAAAUAACUUCAUCUCAGUUCCAAGUUGAUAGUCCUAUUUUGAAGGCAGCAAAAGCAAAUUCAAGCAUAACUGAAUCAAACAGCCUGUCUGAAACAUACAAUUAUCAGUCACAUUAUUCAUCCCCGGUCGAGUCAUUUUUCGAUGCAGUUUCAUCACCUGAGUUUUCCAACAACAACAUGGCUAAUUCAAAUGCAGUACCCUAUAUGAAUCAGCCUUUGGCUCAGGAUUAUAAGGUUGUCCCAGAAAUUGAUCAGGCCACAUUGAUUAUUGAAAAUCUUGUAAAGGGGAAACCUUUACCACAGAAAGGGAAACUAUUGAAGUCUGUUAUUGAAGCAGGGCCACCUCUACAGACACUUCUUGUAGCUGGAUCACUACCUCAAUGGCGCAAUCCGCCUCAGCUUAAGCCGUCUAAUAUUCCACCAGUUUCCAUUAAAGGGUGUGAAACUGAGAUGGCAAAUCAGAAUCUUGCUUCAAGAAUAUUGCAUUCUCAGCCUUAUUUUGAUAUGUCAUGUGGUUCUUUACAAAUGGUAUCUACAUCUAUGUUGAACUUUGCUAAUUUUCCCUCUGGUUCUUGUUUGGAGAAUCAGAGGUUGAUAUCUUCUGGUGCAAAUAUGAACAACUUUGUUGUCCUGGGAAAGAGACAAAGGUUGCAGUAAAACAAGUUGAAAAAUUGAUGCCUAUGCUUCCAAUUUUUGUACAAAGAAGAUUGCUGAGUGUUUGUAAAUGGGAUAUACUGAUUUUGAGUUUGACAGUAUUAGCUCUUUUUGGUU
This is a messenger RNA of Nicotiana attenuata, 1083 nucleotides long. RefSeq lists its product as uncharacterized. The coding region runs from base 97 to 969 and encodes 290 amino acids. NCBI's taxonomy places the organism in Eukaryota, Viridiplantae, Streptophyta, Magnoliopsida, Solanales, Solanaceae. The transcript has 2 exons. The record is from RefSeq and is a predicted model, not a curated record.